Molecule: messenger RNA, 1257 nt
Organism: Arachis stenosperma
Lineage: Eukaryota; Viridiplantae; Streptophyta; Magnoliopsida; Fabales; Fabaceae
Product: glutathione S-transferase L3-like
Exons: 10
Coding region: 139-1032 (297 amino acids)
Molecular function (GO): glutathione transferase activity
Source: RefSeq, a predicted model, not a curated record
AACUUUCAUGUUUAUAAAUGGUAGUUUUUGGGUGGCUUAGAAUUUUGGAUAGUGGCACCUGUUCUUGUUUUUAACAACUAGAAUUGAGCUUGCCCCAUUUCAGUUCAGUUCAGUUGAGUUCAAUUCAGCAUUGCAUGAAUGGCUAUACCCACACCCAUUCCCUCUCGUGUGUUUUCUGGAUUUGGCACUAUAACACCAAAGACUCCCUUCACUUGCAUUGCAAUCAAAUUCUCAAGCACAAGCACUCCUUUCCCUUUUGAGUUUUCACCCAAUAAGCUUCAGCUUCGGCCACUACUUAACACCACAAGAAAUUUUUGUGCUGUGGCAACUGGGGUGCAAGAAGUUCUUCCAACACCCCUUACUUCAACUUCGCCCCCACCUUCGAUGGUCGAUGGAGCUACAAGGUUGUAUAUCUCCUACACCUGUCCGUAUGCACAACGUGUAUGGAUCACUCGUAACUGUAAGGGAUUGCAGGACAAGAUACAAUUGGUUCCUAUCGAUUUAAAACAUAGACCUUCCUGGUAUAAGGACAAAGUCUACCCACCCAACAAGGUUCCAGCUUUGGAACACAAAAAUGAAGUCAGGGGAGAAAGUCUUGAUCUGAUUAAAUAUAUUGAUAGUCACUUUGAAGGGCCCUCUCUUUCCCCUAGUAGUGGUCCUGCUAAGGAGUUUGCUGAAGAGUUGCUAUCUUACACUGACACAUUUUAUAAGACUGUUGUUUCUUCAUUUAAAGGAGAUGAUGUGACAGAAGCUUGCACUGCAUUUGAUUACAUUGAAACUGUUCUCUCCAAAUAUGAUGAUGGACCUUUCUUCCUUGGCCAAUUCAGUCUUGUGGAUAUAGCAUAUGCUCCUUUCAUUGAAAGAUUUCAGCUAUUUCUUAUGGAUGUUAAGAAUUAUGAUAUUGGCUUUGGCAGGCCUACUCUAGCGGCAUGGAUGGAGGCAAUGAACAACAUUGAUGGCUACAAAAUAACUCGCUCUAAUCCCAAGGAGCUUGUUGAAAGUUACAAGAGACGCUUCCUGGCCAAUAUAUGAAUCCAAUCUUUGGUGGCAGAAUAUGUCUCAAGACUUGAGUACCAAGAUUGAUUACAGACUAAGCGUUCAUUAUAGACAGACUGCUUAUGUAAUCAAGUUGUUUCUUUCACUAAAUAUGGCCCACUUUUGAACCUAUCAUACGUGAAAGGUGAAGAUGGUAGUAACUUCCAUCAGUUCCAUGGUCGUUUUUCAUUAUCUUCAAUGUAAAAUUAUGAGUUUCUGAGA